Frankliniella occidentalis (western flower thrips) is the source of this 637-nucleotide messenger RNA. Its product is annotated as glutamic acid-rich protein-like. The annotation marks the transcript as partial. Lineage: Eukaryota; Metazoa; Arthropoda; Insecta; Thysanoptera; Thripidae. The transcript has 2 exons. The record is from RefSeq and is a predicted model, not a curated record.
AUGGCGGAGAGAAACUCUGUUUCGAAGGCCACUCUUAUUACAAUCGUCUCCAAAACAAAAACAAAACGUAUUGGAGAUGUGCCGUUAAAAAAUGUCCAGUUUGAAGUGAAAACUGAUAAUGAGUAUGAAGAAACGGCUAGCACUGAAGGCGAUGAGGUGGAUGACGAGCAGGAGGAUAGCACUGAUGGCAAAGAGAUGGACGACGAGGAUAGCACUGAAGGCGAUGAGGUGGAUGACGAGCAGGAGGAUAGCACUGAUGGCGAGGGUGAGAGCGAUGACGACACGAGUGUCGAUGAUCAAGAAGUAGACGGGGUCCUGUGGGAGGAGUGGGUAGAGGAGAGCAGUGACGAUGAGGAAAGUGACGAUGAGGAUAGCUAUGAUGAGGACAGCUAUGAUGAGGAUAUGGAUGAGGCCGAUCAAGACGACCAUGCAUGGGAGGUCUUGCGAGCUCAUGAAAAAGCUUAUAAAGAGCAAAUACGACUCCUGCGAGAACCCGAGCAUAACAUUAGGGCAGCAGCCAUUGAAAAUGCCGACAAAGGGCUUAUCUGCUUUCUCAAUGAAAUUUGUCUCAAUCUGCUCCGUGGAUACUUCUGUUCGUCAAAAUACGAGAAAAAACUGCUUCAAAAUUACAAAGAGG